Molecule: messenger RNA, 805 nt
Organism: Camelina sativa (false flax)
Lineage: Eukaryota; Viridiplantae; Streptophyta; Magnoliopsida; Brassicales; Brassicaceae
Source: RefSeq, a predicted model, not a curated record
UUUUUGCCGAUCUGUUCACUCCUCCUCCUCACAGAAUCGGUGCCGAUAACUGAAAAUCUAGGUUUUCUCGGUUCAUGCCGAACGCCCAGGUCAUUAGCACAUACUCGAGCUGAGCCCUAAAACCUAGCGUGCCCUUGAAUCCACCAUGAAUCGACGGAUCCGUUAUUCUUCAACCUCUGGAGAAGAAACAGAUUACUUUGGUCGGAUCCCUUUUGAUCUUAAUAUCUUGUCGAGAUUGCCGGUGAAGUCUUUAGGUCGAUGUCGAUGCGUAUCGAAGCUCUGGUCGUCCCGAAUUCGCUUUCCAAAUUACAACCAGUUGUUCCCGAUCAAGUCCACUGCUCCACCGCGGAUCCUUUUCACCAUCGAGUAUAAAGGAGAUAUGUACUUUUACUCUUCACCUCAGCCUCACAAUCCGGAUCAGAACACGUCUCUUGUAGCCACCCUUCAUCACAGGACUCGCGACACAAAGUUCUACGAUAUAUGUGGUCCUGUCUGCGGACUGGUGUGUCGUCAGUAUAAUUCAGUGGGGGUGAUCGUUAAUCCCAUCACAGGUGAGUCUUUAAAGUUGCCCAAACUGAGUUUGGAGGAAGGUGCUAAGUCAGAGUGGCUAUUCGGUAAAGCAAAAUAUUCUUUUGGGUAUGAUCCAAUCGAGAAACAGUCUAAGGUAUUGUGUAUCACCUGGUUGCCUAGUAGUAGUGGCUCACAGAACUUGUCCGAUGAGUAUCAAGUUCUCACAUUAGGGUCUGGAAGCAAAAAUCUCUUGUGGAGAAAGAUCCAAUGUUGCAAAAAUUCAUUUUUUUUUUAA